AUGGAGUUUGCGCUGGAGCCCGAGUCCCCCGAAUCUCUGCAGGCCACACUCGCCUUCAUCGACGAAACAAUGGGGGAUUCAAGCCCGAACCUCUCACAGCAAUUCAAUGACCCACUGCAGUCGUCCGACAGUGACGACUGGGAGACGUCUCAAUUGCUGGACGACUUCACCACCGACGUGUCCUCGGACGCGUCUUCACCUCGACUUCCAGCCGAAGCACUCAGGCCUCUCCAGUCCCCAGCCUCCACUGUCACCCCAUUAACGCCGACUUCAGACGAGUCUGCAACCCGCAAAAAGCGCCGCAACUACAACCCGACCAAGGCGCGUGAAGACCUCAUGCGAGAGCUGACCUACCUGCGUGGCGAGGCGGAGGAGUUGGAGGUGAAGCUGCAUCAACUGCAGACCAUCAAGGUCGCCAAGACCAGAGAGGGCUCAAGCGCCUCGACGAGACGGAUCACGGACAGUGCUAACCGGCAGCCGUUCGUGUGGGAGCAAACCUGCGUCCGCCAACUGGAGUGCAGGUUGAGGUCGGAGCGAGAGAACGCGCACCUGAAAAUGCUGCUGGAGGGGCAGACCCAGGUCGCUAAGAGAUUGGAGAAGCUGCUGAACAAACGCGCCACACUGCACCCUACCGAGACUUCAGGCAGCAAACGUACCACACGCAUUCAAGUGUCGAGGACGGGGAGUGAGGUGGUGGACGCUGCAGUCUUCGAGGAGCUGGCAGAUGGCGUGGAAGCUUCGUACCGUGAAGUGGAGCGUGUGUUCGAGUCCAGCGGCCUCGAGCUCCCGGACGUCACCUCACGCAAGGCGCAGAUGCGUGACAGCACCGACGGUAUGUUCCUCGAGAUCUUCGACAGUAAGAUCCUCCCCUUCAGC
This is a messenger RNA of Phytophthora sojae, 876 nucleotides long. RefSeq lists its product as hypothetical. The record is from RefSeq and is a predicted model, not a curated record. The transcript has a single exon. NCBI's taxonomy places the organism in Eukaryota, Oomycota, Peronosporomycetes, Peronosporales, Peronosporaceae. The annotation marks the transcript as partial.